Messenger RNA from Paramisgurnus dabryanus, 3976 nucleotides. The record is from RefSeq and is a predicted model, not a curated record. NCBI's taxonomy places the organism in Eukaryota, Metazoa, Chordata, Actinopteri, Cypriniformes, Cobitidae.
AAAACAAAACCUUAAAAUUCUCUCUUUUCCCUUUAGACCUGAUGGAGCCAAAACAAGUAAUCACGAAUGCAAGAGAACAAACUGAUCAAGUUCUGAAAGUGGUAAAGGAGGAAAUUUCACAAAUCAAUGAAAUGGAGGAGAAACCUCAUCAUUUGAUACCCAAGGAAGAAUCUCUGAGCUGCUUGAUUGCUGGGAGGAAUUUUUCACCUAAAAGGAACAACAAGCAAACGGUAACAGCCAAUGAUGCUCUUACUUGCCCUCAGUGUGGAAAGACCUUCACAUAUAAAUAUAAACUUAAUGAGCACAUGAGAGUCCACACUGGAGAAAAACCUUACAGAUGUGAUCAGUGUGGAAGAAGUUUCAUGAAUAAAUGUCACCUUAAUGACCACACGAGAACCCACACUGGAGAAAAGCCCUACAGAUGUGAUCAAUGUGAAAAAACCUUCACUCGCAAGUUUUGCCUUAAUAAGCACAUGAAAAUUCACACUGGGGAAAAACCUUACAGAUGUGAUCAAUGUGAAAAGAGCUUCAAGAAUAAAUGGAACCUUUAUGUUCACAUGAGAAUCCACACUGGAGAUAAACCCUACAGAUGUGAUCAAUGUGGAAAGACCUUCAAGAAUAAAUGCUCCCUUAAUGUUCACUUGAAAAUUCACACUGGAGAAAAACCUUUUAGAUGUGACCAAUGUGGAAGAACCUUCACUCGCAAACCUGACCUUAAUAAGCACAUGACAAUUCACACUGGACAAAAGCCUUACAGAUGUGAUCAUUGUGGAAAGAGCUUCAUUGGUAAGUUUGAACUCAACGUGCACGUGAGAAUUCACACUGGAGAAAAACCUUACAGAUGUGAUCUGUGUGGAAGAAACUUUACCCGCAAGCCUGACCUUAAUAAGCACAUGACGAUUCACACUGGAGAUAAACCGUACAGCUGUGAUCAGUGUGAAAAGACCUUUACUAGUAAAUGCAGCCUUAAUGUUCAUAUGAGAAUUCACACUGGCGAUAAACCUUACAUAUGUGGUCAGUGUGGAAAGACCUUAACUAGUAAAUGCAGCCUUAAUGUUCACAUAAAAAUUCACACUGGAGAAAAACCUUACAGAUGUGAUCAGUGUGGAAAGAGCUUCAUUGCUAAGUGCAAACUCAACAGACACAUGAGAAUUCACACUAAAUAAAGGCAUUAAAAGUCCCUACUAUGCCUAUUUUACAUUUGAUGAGCCACCUCCGUCGAAAAUGACUAAAUGAUAUUAAAGGUGCUCUAAGCGAAUUGACGCGUUUUAGACCAUAAAACAUUUUUUGUUACAUACAGCAAACAUCUCCUCACUAUCUGCUUGCUUCCUGUCCGCUGAUCAAACUGUAAAAAAAAGCGAUCUCUGUAGACAGCCCAGGCUUCACAAACGGCAAUAACAACACAGUGGCCAAACCUACAAACAGAAACCAUAACAAAGUAUUCCAGCCAAUAAACAACAAGAAGGAUUUGGGGGUGGGGGUUGGGCGCAUUCAUGAAAGCACGGAAAGGAGGGGGAGGAGGAGGAGUUAACUAUGCUCCGUCUGUUUGAAAACAAUUCAAACGUCAACAAAAACUAACGUCUCGCAGAUUCGCUUAGAACUGAAUGCUCUUGGCACGUAUUAUAUGUUAAUCAAAUACUUGUAUUUGAAAUUGGCUUACACCCAUCCUCAGACCAUUCAGAAAUACAAGCUGUUGGCACAAUCCAUUAAAAGAGUUGCCAUCUUUAACAGAAAUCACUUUAUUUAGAUUACAGCGAACAUUUAAAGGUGACAUAGAAUGAUUGAACGGGGUAUUUAUCCUUGUUCUGUGAUGUGACAUGAAGACAAAAAAAUUUUUGUUUGGGUCUGUAAUGCCUUAGAAGCUUCCUAAAAACCUCUCUCAGAGAGCUCUAUUACGGUGGGGGAUUUUAAACAAGCGGUUUUGCACCUAUUUGGCUCCCCCUACUGGCUUAACUUGCAAUCUCAUUACUGAUUGGCUGACUUUGCUGCCACUCAAAAAAUGUAGCCAAUUAUUUUAAAGUGGAGGGGCAGUUAGAUGCCUGUGAUGUCAUAAGCAUCAGUUUUUCAGAUUGGGCCAUUUUCUGGCUGACAUUUCUAAAAGAGGAAUUUCUAUGAGACUAUGAGACUCUAGAACUUUUUUUAUGUUUGUGAAUGCUGGUAGACUACCAUUAUUCAACAAAGACAAGGUAAAAAUGGUUUUUCAUUCUCUGUCCCCUUUAAAGGAAUAGUCUACUCAUUUUCAAUAUUAAACUAUGUUAUUACCUUAACUAAGAAGAGUUUAUACAUCCCUCUAUCAUCUGUGUGCGUGCACGUAAGCGCUGGAGCGCGCUGCGACACUUCGAUAGCAUUUAGCUUAGCCCCAUUCAUUCAAUGGUACCAAUCAGAGAUAAAGUUAGAAGUGACCAAACACAUCAACGUUUUUCCUAUUUAAGACAAGUAGUUAUACGAGCAAGUUUGGUGGUACAAAAUAAAAUGUAGCGCUUUUCUAAGCGGAUUUAAAAGAGGAACUAUAUUUUAUGGCGUAAUAGCACUUUUGGGAGUACUUCGACUCGGCGCAGUAACAGUUUUAUGCAUUUCAUUACAGUAAAGGGUAAAAAAAUUGCCAAAAAUUAAAACGGAAUUUGCAAAAAUUGAACUAAAUUGAACUAAAAUUUCAAAACCAUAAUGCCAUUUUUCAAGAAGCACAAUCAUUUCGCUGAACCAUAAACCCUACUCCCCUGCUUUAACACAUGAGUCAGAUUUGGUUAACUGUUACUUCAAAACUCUACACACAAAUCCCUACACUUUUCAAUGUUUACACCAUGUGGUCAUAUGGAAAGCCCUAGCAUUCAAUACUGUUCACUCAAGUCAGCACAGCUUAGGCUCAAUUAGCAAACAAUUACCAAGGUGGAAACACUAAGAGUCAAAAUUGAACACACAUUAAUCAGAUCCUUCAAACGAUAGAUAAAAGGGCCCGAAUCAGUUCACUGAGCUUUGGAACAAUGGAUCAACAGAGAAAUGAAGGAAUAGGUCGAGGAGAAGGAGGAGGAAGAGGGAGAGGAGGAGGGAAAGAACGAGGAUGUGGUGAAGGAGGAGGAAGAGGAGGAGGACGUGGUGAAAGAUGAGGAGGAAGACGAAGGGCAAGGUAACAAACAGUCUCUCUCUGAUGAAAUUCGAGCCACUCUAGCUGACCAUGUCCUUGUCCAUGGUAUGACUAUGAGGGAGGCUGAGCAACGAGUAAAGCCUAAUUUGAGUCACUUCACCGUUGCCUCCAUCUUCAGAGCCUUCAGGGAGGGAAAUAGAUAGAUGUACUUACAGUAAGACUGCUCUGUACAGUAACUUUAGUGUGCAUACACUGUUGGACUAUGCUACUGGAAUAAAGAAAUGCUUCAAAUUGCCUUCCAUACAGAUAGACAUAUCAGUAGAUGAAUGCCAGGGGUGAAUCAUGCAAGAGGAUUUUGCCCUCGCUGUUUGACUAGGGCCAAUAUAGCCUGUGAUGUGGUUGAGAUUCUCUGGCCUGACCCAGAACAAAGACGGGAUGUUGAGGUGAAAUACUUAAAAUAAAAAAAAUCUUUUACAGUUUUGCUAUGUAGCACAUGAAUGAAUAAAGAUGUGCUAAUGCAUACAUUGAUUGUGUCUUUUUGGUCAUGUGAAAAGGUUUUUGAGGGGGAGAACCACAAGCAACUUACCAGUUUUGGAUAUAUUGUUUUUAAUUUAUUGCACCAGUGUGUAAUACUAUGUACUAGUGUGUGUGUUUUUGAAAGCUUGUAUGUGAUGUCUGAGGGAAAAGUUUGGUUGUUCAGAAUGGUUUUGUAGUGUAGAGCUUCAUUUUGACCUGAAAAUAUGAUGUUUGGAGAAUUGUGUGAGACAUUAUGAUAUUGUGUUUAAUGUUUUGAGAAUAUGAGACAUAGUUUCAAGAAAUGUGCUUAAAGGAUAAUUCCGCUAUUUAACACAUUCAGGCUAAUUUCUGGUUUGUUUUGGAUGAACUACAGUGAUG